Macrosiphum euphorbiae (potato aphid) is the source of this 1008-nucleotide messenger RNA. The record is from the annotation of a GenBank genome assembly. NCBI's taxonomy places the organism in Eukaryota, Metazoa, Arthropoda, Insecta, Hemiptera, Aphididae.
AUGAGUAUACCCGUGGCAAUUGGGUCUACGUUUUUUGGAUGUAUGAGCAAUGUUGUUUUUUUGGAACUUUUAGUUAAAGAAGAUCCUGGCAUAGGAAAUUUGAUUACGUUUUCCCAAUUUUUUCUAAUAGCGUUACAUGGAUUUAUAUUCACUGCAAAAUGUGGUACCAAAAAACCAAGCAUCAGUGUCAAAGGGUACAUGAUCUUAGUGGCGAUGUUCUUUGUAACUAAUGUUUUAAACAAUUAUGCUUUUGAUUUGAAUAUUGCUAUGCCACUACAUAUGAUCUUCAGAGCGGGCUCAUUAAUAGCAAAUAUGGUUAUGGGAGUGAUUAUAUUAAAGAAAAAGUAUACACUUGACAAGUUUAUUUCUGUGGGCAUGAUCUCAGCUGGUAUUACAAUAUGUACAAUCGUAUCAAGUCAAGAUGUUAAAAAAACUGUUGUACACGGUGUUGUGCAAAACACAUCAGAGUUGGAAGACUUCUUUUGGUGGUGCUUAGGAAUUGCAUGUUUGACUAUUGCGUUGUUCAUUUCUGCUCGCAUGGGUAUAUACCAAGAAACAUUAUAUAAAAAGCAUGGUAAACAUCCACAAGAAGCUUUAUUUUAUACUCAUUUGAUACCACUUCCAUGGUUCCUGUUUUUAUACUCCAAUCUUAAGGAACAUGCAUUAAUGGCUUUUGAAAGUGAACCAUUGCCAUUCAUAGGAUUUGGUAUACCGAGUACCCUUAUUUAUCUUACUGGUAAUGUUUUCACACAAUAUGUUUGCAUCAGUUCAGUUUACUUUUUAACAACUGAAUGUUCGUCGUUGACAGUAACAUUGGUUAUAACAUUGCGAAAGUUUGCCAGUUUAUUGUUUAGUAUAUUGUACUUCAGCAAUCCAUUCACUUUGUACCACUGGAUUGGAACUCUUUUGGUAUUUAUUGGUACAAUCAUAUUCACCGAGAUACCUCAGAAAGUACAACAAAUGACGGCGCCAAAAAAGGCAACGAAAAAGUCAAAGAAAACGAAUUAA